Penicillium robsamsonii is the source of this 1206-nucleotide messenger RNA. Its product is annotated as Zinc finger MYND-type. The record is from RefSeq and is a predicted model, not a curated record. Gene Ontology annotation, cellular component: nucleus. The coding region runs from base 1 to 1206 and encodes 401 amino acids. Gene Ontology annotation, molecular function: protein binding. The transcript is spliced from 6 exons. Lineage: Eukaryota; Fungi; Ascomycota; Eurotiomycetes; Eurotiales; Aspergillaceae.
AUGGCAUCAAGAACUGCACUACCUUCGGUGACGACUAGGACCGUCCCACAGUCUGCCCCCAAUGGCAUGGGGAAUGGCCUGUUUGCGACAACUGACAUCAACCCCGGUGAAGAUGUUUUGCACAUCAAAACACCAUUUGUGGCGGUUCUUGAUUCUCCACGUUUAGAGGACACAUGUGCUGGCUGCUUCGGAAAGAGACAGAUGGAAACUGGAAAUGAGUUGAAGGCUUGCACGGGAUGUCGUGUCGUUAAAUAUUGUGACCGGGCGUGUCAAUCUAAGGACUGGAAGUUUGCGCAUUCUCUUGAAUGCCCCAUCUUCAAAAAUGUCAAACCCAUGGUGCUUCCCAAUAAUGCCCGUGCUCUUCUACGUAUAGUGCUGCGCACUGCACGUAACAAGUACGAUUCUGAAGAGACCAAGCGAGAGCUGUCAAGAAUUACCUCAGGCACGGACAUUGAUGAAGGAACUGUCUCUACUUAUGCUGCAAAGUUGGAUCUCAAUUCCUUCAACCUCACCACUUCUAUGUAUGAUCGCAUUGGCCUCUACAUGCAUCCAUAUGCCGGGUUGAUUAAUCACAGCUGCGACUACAACUCCACCGUUGGAUUUGACGGUGAAGAACUGUACGUCAAGGCUAUGCGCUCCAUCAAGAAGGGCGAGCAAAUAUUCAUCUCCUACAUCGAUACCACAACACCAUACGACAUCCAGACAGCAGAGCGCGAAGCCCUGGAGCUCAUGCAAAAAGCAACCGCAACCAGUACGGAGCCAGCAGACGCAAUCGAGAAGCUGGAAGCUGCUAUGCAUAAGCUCCAUGAAACCUCCAUAUGGCCUCCUCACCCAUACCUGCGGAUCGAUCCUGUUGUCUAUGACAAGGCUCACCCCAUCCGACACAUUCAUGCAUGGAGCCUAGUCAGGCUUACAGUCUUCAUUUCCCAGGAGGGCUUCCAACCUGACCCCAAAGACCCUGUCCAGCUUCAUGACUUCAAGCUGAACUAUCACUACUUGAUUUGGUAUAUUCUCGCUGAACUUACUAGCACGCAGUCGGAGAGCUGCACUGUGCCCAGCUUUAAGAAGCUUGUUGGAAAUCAAUUUGUACAGGUUCACAAUGAGUUCAAGGCCAAUGGCCUUGAUCCUAGCAAGAACAAGGCUGUUCUGUCUGCUGAGUGGAACAAGCUUGAACACCUUGUCAACAAGGCUCUAGAGAAAGAGUGA